Molecule: messenger RNA, 777 nt
Organism: Dentiscutata erythropus
Lineage: Eukaryota; Fungi; Glomeromycota; Glomeromycetes; Diversisporales; Gigasporaceae
Source: the annotation of a GenBank genome assembly
AUGUCGGACUCGGAUAUAGAAUCGUAUGUGCAAAAACCAACUUAUAAAUUUCUUGGUACGAGAACUCCUUUGAGAUCUGAAAUUUGUCCUUCACCGGUUGUAGCGGGUUUACGAGAAAAAUAUGAGGGAUUAAGAGAAUCAUUAAACCCACUUCAUGAAGUUGCCAAAAAGGCUGCUUAUAUUGAUACUUUAAUCUAUUUGUUGAGAGAACAAGGUUUUGAAUUUCAUCAAAGUCUUGAUGGUGAACAUCAACUUAUUGAUUUAAUUGGAAGAAAAAAAGUCAAGAUUAAAGUAAUUGACGAUUCUAACGCUGAAGAUGAUACUGAUGGAGGUAUUAAUGAAGAUAAUGAUUCUAAUGAGAUUGAUGAAACACAAGAUACUAUCAAACUAACUUCAUCGAGUCGAAAACGUAUGAUGCAUUUUAACACUACACACGAAAAGACUUGUAAUGGCAAUAUGGUUAAAACUAACAAGAAAAUAGCGAUUAGUAAAGACGAUGAAACUGUUGUAAAAACUAAUCCUAUCAAGGGGAUAAUCACUAAAAACUAUAAUGGUACCGUCCGUCGUCCUCCCAUCAAGUAUUCUCAAACCAAACCAUCUUACACUCAGAAAGAUAUUUCUCGGCAUGAUAAUAGUUCUAAAAAACACAUGAUCAAUAUGAAAUCUACAAAUAAAAAAUUGUAUGGAACCCCUGCACCUUAUGUCCCACCUGAUUUAGCUUAUGUAGAAGUGCCAAGUAUUUCUGCUGCACUUAAAGCGAUGUAUAUCAAAGUUUAG